AGCAGCUGUCACUGGUCACGUGACUCGGUAAAAUGGCGUCCUGAUGCGUUGGGCACCGCCAUGUAAACAAUUUUUGAAGAAUACGACAUAGUACACUUGGUUUUCAAGAUAAUCACAUCUAGUUAGUGAUAAUAAGGUACACAGUGGAGAUAGAGAAGGUUUGUUAUGAGGGUUGUGACUGAGCCAUCAGAGGAGAGGGGGGAUAAUAAAUUUUAAGGUAGGGGAAAAGAUUUGGCAAAUAAUUUAUUUUUUUGGGAGAAUAAAGAACAACGGCACGAUGACUUCACGAACAAAGUCCAAGAAGGAGGAGGAGAAGAAGAGGCAAGAAGAGGAGGCAGCUGCUCAGGCCUAUGAAGAAUUUGUUGCAACGUUUGAAGAAACACCAGUACAAAAGGGAAAAGUGUGGGUCAAAGCAGGAACCUUUGAUGCUGGCUCAAGAAAGGAAGACACAAAGGAGAAGGGCAAACUCUAUAAACCAACAUCGAAGCUGGCUGAGUUAGCUGAAAAGUUCUCGAGUGCAGAAAAAGCUGCCCAGUACUCCAACCUCAGAGUAGAUCGAGACAAGCCAGACAAACCUGGGAAAAAGAAGGAAAAGGAAAAGAAGAAGAAGAGUAAUCUUGAGCUGUUUAAAGAAGAGCUGAAAAUGAUUCAAGAAGAGCGAGCCGAGCGCCAUCGUAUUAAAAAUAUGUACCAGACACGGGAAUCUGGAAAGAGCAGUCGAUUUGAAGCAGCAGAACCCAAAAUUCCAGGAUUUCUUGAUGAUCCCAAAAUUGGAAGUUUUGACCCCGGAGACCCAACAACAACUAAUUUAUAUCUCGGAAACCUAAGUCCCAAGAUCACUGAACAGCGUCUAAUGGAAUUGUUUGGACGAUAUGGCCCUUUAGCUUCCAUAAAGAUCAUGUGGCCAAGAACAGAUGAUGAAAGAAAUAGAGGUCGAAAUUGUGGUUUUGUAGCUUUUAUGAACCGGAAAGAUGGAGAACGAGCAUUGUCAGCUCUUAAUGGCAAAGAUAUUGAUGGGUUUGAGAUGAAACUUGGUUGGGGGAAGGCUGUUCCCAUACCACUCCACCCAAUAUACAUCCCUCCAGCUCUUGUUGAGUUAACUUUACCACCGCCGCCCUCUGGUCUACCCUUCAAUUCCCAGCCUGAUAAGCGAGAUAGAGAUAAGGUCCCACCAGUAGGCGCCCCACUUCCUACAGAGGGAGAAAAGAAAGAGGAAAUGGACAAGAUUUUACAAAGGGCUGUUGUCAAAGUGGUUAUCCCAACAGAAAGAUCGUUACUACAACUUAUUCACCGCACCAUAGAGUUUAUUAUACGUGAGGGACCAAUGUUUGAGGCCAUGAUAAUGAACAGGGAAAUUAAUAAUCCAGAAUUCAGAUUCCUGUUCGAGAAUCAAGGUCCUGCUCACGUUUACUACCGGUGGAAACUGUUUUCCAUGUUGCAGGGGGAUUCCCCUAACAGAUGGUCCACCAGACCUUUUAGAAUGUUUAAAAAUGGUUCAAUAUGGAAGCCACCCCCACUCAACCCAUUUUUGCAAGGAAUGCCAGAAGAGCUCAUAAAGAUGGAGGAGGAGGAGGAAGACAAAAACAAGAAAGGUUCUUUGUCUAAUGCACAAAGGGGCCGACUUGAAUCUAUGAUACGUACUAUGACACCGGAGAGAGAGAAGGUGGGAGAAGCAAUGGUUUGGUGUAUUGAACAUGCAGAUGCAGCUGAAGAGAUCUGUCAGUGCCUUACAGAGGCUCUCACAAGCAACAGCACAGCUAUGCCUAAAAAGAUUUCAAGAUUAUACCUCGUCUCAGAUAUUCUACAUAAUUGCAGUGUAAAAGUUUCAAAUGCCUCAUUCUAUAGAAAAGGAUUUCAGGCCAAACUAGCAGAAAUAUUUGAAGGCCUCCACAUAGCAUAUAAUCUAGUGGAGUCACGGCUUCGAGCAGAGCAAGUGAAGCAACGUAUAAUGCAGUGUUGCCGGGCCUGGGAAGACUGGGCCAUUUAUCCUCAUGAGUUCCUAAUCCAUCUUCAAAACCUGUUCUUAGGCCUUGUGAAAAGAGAACCUAAGAUGGAAUUGGAAGAAGAGAUGAUGCAUGCUGUUGUUGAAGCAGUGCAGAUCCAAGUAGAUGAUGUGGACGGCAUCCCUAUAGAUGACGUUGAUGGUAUACCCAUCAAAGAUGAAGAGAAGGAAGACAUAGAUGGUGUACCAAUUUCCAAUUCACCCUUAAUAAAGAGUGCUGCUAUUUCUGCCCUCCUAGGAUAUGAUGAUGAUGAUGAUGAAGAUGACAUUGAUGGUGCUCCUCUUGACCGCUACACAGCGUCAACUAUCCACCAAAGUCGACUAUCCGCGGGAGGUCUGUCCCCAACCUCCGCGGAUAGUAGAGAAUCUACUGUAUUAAGAGCAAUAAUGGAUGAUGAUGAUGUUGGUGGUGUGGAUGGCAUCCCCUUGAAGGGUGCCAUAGCUGCUGAUAAUGGUCCUGGUCCAGGAUUUGUUUCUUCUAAGUGGGAAAGUGUAAGCCCCAAGCGUGUUCAAGCCCAGGCCGUUACAACUUCAAAAUGGGAAGUAGUGGAGGCCAACCAAAGUGAAGAUGAGGGAGCAGAUGGCUCUGACAGUACCCCGGUGUAUGAUAAUUCUGGUACACAUACUCAGCAUAGUCAAAAUAGUCAUGAUGAAGAUGACCUUGAUGGGAUUCCACUUGUAUAUGAUGAUUAUAAGAGGAAGACUAAAGACUCAUCUGAAGAUGACUCUCAGUCACAGGACAACACUUCAGAUUACUCGGAAGAUUCUAGAGGAUUUGACAGACUCCAAGGGGAUGUGAGUGAGGAAAGAAGGGCACGACUUCGUGAUGUAGAAGUGAGAGUGGUGCAGUACCAAGAUGAAUUGGAACAGGGCCUCCGUUCUCUCAAACCUGGAUACUCCAUCCAUCGUCAAGUUGCUCAUUAUCGCCACAAAAUGAUGAGAAAGAUUGAGAGAGAGGAAGGUAGUGAACGAAGGCACCACCGACACCGAAGUCGCAGCUCAUCGCCGGAGGAGAGACGACCCACAAAACGUUCAAGAUCACCACACAAGUCUCAUCACCGCACUCACUCAAGAUCUCCAAGUUCAAGAAGACACAGGUCACGGUCUCCAAGAAAACGAAGAUCACACACCAGUUCUCCUCCCCGAAAGCACAAGAAAAAGAGUCGACAUUAGGGAUUUCUUGUUGUGUGGAGUUUUUAUUUAUGUUACUUGCUGCCAUGUUUUAAAUUAAAAAAAAAUUGAGUCUCAUUUUGUGACUUUUUGAGGGUACCAAGCCAUGAUCUACACUUCCAGCUGAACUUCUGGUAUGGCAGUUAUAUACAAUUAUACUUUUUUUUCAGAAUUGAAGUACACAGUUACUGUCAAAUUAUAAAGAUUGUCCUGUUAAUAAAUAUUUGACCAUAA
This is a messenger RNA of Homarus americanus (American lobster), 3406 nucleotides long. Its product is annotated as U2 snRNP-associated SURP motif-containing protein-like. The transcript is spliced from 24 exons. The coding region runs from base 278 to 3175 and encodes 965 amino acids. Lineage: Eukaryota; Metazoa; Arthropoda; Malacostraca; Decapoda; Nephropidae. Gene Ontology annotation, biological process: RNA processing. Gene Ontology annotation, cellular component: nucleus. The record is from RefSeq and is a predicted model, not a curated record. Gene Ontology annotation, molecular function: RNA binding.